Molecule: messenger RNA, 2227 nt
Organism: Esox lucius (northern pike)
Lineage: Eukaryota; Metazoa; Chordata; Actinopteri; Esociformes; Esocidae
Gene: ednraa
Product: endothelin receptor type Aa
Exons: 8
Coding region: 428-1783 (451 amino acids)
Biological process (GO): regulation of blood pressure; G protein-coupled receptor signaling pathway; vasoconstriction
Cellular component (GO): membrane
Molecular function (GO): endothelin receptor activity
Source: RefSeq, a predicted model, not a curated record
AGAGCUACACCCCCACCCAGUCAAAGUGCUCCCUCCGCCGCUGUAGCUCUCUGACACACACACACAAACACACACACACACGGUCCCACACACAAACGCAAACGCGCACCCGCAUACACACACACACACACACUCACUCCCAACUCUCCACAGGAAAACCCUAACCCAUAAUGCUCGGCACCUCGUAGGCAGAAGUCUGUCGUUGCUGUGUGUGUUGCGCAAACCAAGCCAACUGAGACGCUCAGUCUUGACGCGGGGACUUUGAUAGCUGGUUAAUUACUCAUGUGAUGUGAUGUUCUGAUGUCUAGGGGGCUCCAGCCGAAAGUUUGCCUGACGGAUACGACGAGGGAGACAGCAGACAUUUUAGGAGAGCGGAGCGGGAUACAUCGGCACCUCUGCCUUCUCACCUCAUCUCCCAAGACGUGGAAUGCGUUCUGUAAUGGGCACCCCAGUUGUGCACGUGCUGUUGGUGACGGGCCUCAUGAUCGUCCUGGGAACGUGUCAAACCAACGGCCCAGCCGACGGGCGGGACGAGGCGCGGCGGCUCUUCGACAACACCCACACCACCAUCCAGCCGCUGGGCUCCCAAAGCACCACCAGCCUGGCCCCAAAGCCCAGCACCCCUGUCCACACCAGGGGCCACCAGUGGCCCAGGCCGGGCGGCGGCGGCGUGGCGAACGUCACCAGGAUAAGGCCCCCGCCGUGCCACACCAGCACUUCCAUCAAGGGCUACUUCGUCUAUGUCAACACUGUGAUCUCCGUCAUCGUGUUUGUGGUGGGCAUGGUUGGCAAUGCCACCCUGCUGAGGAUUAUCUACCAGAACAAGUGCAUGAGGAACGGGCCCAACGCGCUCAUCGCCAGCCUGGCGCUGGGAGACCUCAUCUACAUCGCCAUCGAUAUACCCGUCAUGGCGUACAAGCUCAUUGUAGGAGGCUUCCCCUUCAACGACAGCCUGUUUGGGAGGUGUCUUUGUAAGCUGGUGCCGUUCCUGCAGAAGGCCUCGGUGGGAAUCACCGUACUCAACCUCUGCGCCCUCAGUGUUGACAGGUACCGGGCGGUGGCGUCCUGGAGCAGGGUCCAGGGAGUGGGCAUCCCCCUCCUGACGGCCGUGGAGAUCGUGUCCAUCUGGGUGAUCUCCAUUGUCCUGGCUGUCCCGGAGGCCAUCUGCUUCGACAUGAUCACCUUCGACUACAACAACGUUACCAUACACACCUGUAUGCUCAAUCCCACGUCCAGGUUCAUGAAGGACUACGUGGAGAUGAAAGACUGGUGGCUGUUCGGGUUCUACUUCUGUGUUCCCCUGAUGUGCACGGCCGUUUUCUACACGCUGAUGACCUUUGAGAUGCUCAACCACAGGAACGGCAGCCUGCGCAUCGCCCUGAGUGAACACCUCAAACAGAGACGUGAAGUGGCCAAAGCUGUGUUCUGCCUGGUCCUGAUCUUCGCCCUGUGCUGGUUUCCCCUUCACCUUAGCAGGCUCCUGAAGAAAUUGGUCUACAACCAGGGAGACACCGGACGAUGUGAACUGCUCAGUUUUCUGUUGGUCUUGGAUUAUCUCAGCAUCAACCUGGCCACCGUCAACUCCUGCAUCAACCCCAUCAUCCUCUACUUUAUCAGCAAAAAGUUCAAAAACUGCUUCAAGUCCUGCCUGUGUUGUUGGUGUCACUCGGACGCAGCGGUCACCAGCACCGGGCAAAACGGGAACGGGACGAGUGUCCAGUGCAAGAGCCCGGAGCCGGCCAACCUGCACACGGACCGCAGCCUCCGCAAGGACAGCGACUGACCACUACCGAUGGUGGCGCCCCCUGUGGACGAGGAGGUCUCACUACAACUACAGCGUGUCAGCAAGAAAGAUAACGUCCUCCCAACUCAGUCGGACACCUCUGAGGCGUCACCAACAGAGAGAGCGAGAGAGAUUCACACAUUUUAAACAUCACCACACGUCACCACAGAACAUUGCCGGGCAGCUCUACAGACUGACCUAUGAUCAGGUGGAAAGCGAAUGGAGUUCAUACAUACAGAUGUAGAGACAAAGCCACAAUGAGUAUGGGACAAUAUUUACAGUCUCUCUCUCUCUCUCUCUCUCUCUCUCCCUCUCUCUGCAUUACACAUGCCGACAGACUUCCCACAGUGGCGCUUCCUAUUCCCUUUUCCCAGGGUGGGACGUGGAGGAAGAGUACAAAGCUUUACAGUCCCACAAAAGGAGUGUUUAAGGAGAGUAGACAAC